UGCGGCCAUCCAAGCUCAUCCGGUGAGGAUGAAGACCAUCCUGGACUCGGCCUCCUCCUCCUUCCUUUCCUCCUUGCCACCUUGCCGCAUACUAUCUGGAAUACGUAGCCAGAUUGACGAUGAUACAAAGCCAUCACAUCACAAUCACAGAAGGCUAUGUCACAAGCGCACAAGCCUGGUUGAAUUUCGGUGAAUUGUGUGCGGUAUAUGAUGGCUUUUGGUAUAAGAUGGUUGCUUGUAUGAUUGCGAUCCAGAGUGCCACCUUGGGGCAAUUCUAGAGCUCCGUUUUGUCGUAUUUGAGGAGAACCUUGUCAUUCUUGGGGAUUUACGGCGAAUACCAAGAAUCGGUGGAGAAUUACUGGCCGAGUAGGGAGGAAUUUGGGCUGUCGGAACGUGGAUUUGGCAGUUCGUUGUGAGGUUGUGGGCGCUGAGGGAUCGCUCCGGGGUGCGUGAGCGCAGAGAGGGUUUGUGGUGGAGGGAUUAAGUGCUUUUCGUUGUGGGUUGGUGUUUUAGGUAUUGGAGCGGUGAGAGUGGGUGGGGAGAGGGAAGAGAAGUGGGUAGCAGCCAUGAUUGUUAGCGGGGAGUCGAAGACGGGACAGACACAUGGUCGUGUUCGCAACCCACGGCGUCUUGGGGAAUCAGACGCACGUUCUCGUGAAUCAGUGGUGCAGAGCGCCAUGACCAGCAGAGUUAGGGGUAUGACGUCCUCGCCUAUUAUGGUUGACGACGAAGACGAUGAUGUUGUUGUGUCUUCCCCAAGAGCUUUUGCACAGGCCAAAUUGGUUGCGAGCGUGGAAUCUCGCCGCUCUACACGACAUCGAGUGGUUGUGGAAGACGAUCUCGAAUUGCGUCUUGGUCCUGGACCUGCAGGAGGAUCGCAAUAUAGUGUUAGGACACAGUCAAGUAUCACUCAGCCUCCCCGUGGUCGCCGAGGGCGACCAGCCAGGGCAACAAUAGACCUCACGACUCCGUCCAGGCCAUCUCCAGCAAUCCCGGUGCUUGAGGAUUGUGUUCUUCUUAACGACGAUUUUCUUAAGAGUAGAAAACGGAAAAGUUCUUCAAUUGAACAAUCAUUAAUGCAUGAACUUGCUCUAAGCACGCCAGCCAACGAGCCAGAAGAGGGGUGUAAACUCAAGUGUGCUAUUUGCAUGGAUACGAUGAAAGAAGAGACCUCCACUAUCUGUGGCCAUAUCUUUUGCCAAGCUUGUAUUCAAGGGGCGAUCAGUGUUCAGAAGAGAUGCCCUACUUGUCGAAGGAAGCUGACUAUGAAGAACGUACAUCGGAUAUAUCUUUAGAUUUCACGCUGAAUGGGUACGUUUUACACAUCACCAGAACUCAGCAUCACUACUACAACUAAGCGUUGUACAGGUUUAAGACGGAUGUUUCUCAGGUGAACAUUAGGCAUACCAUGAGCGAUUUUCCCAGAAUUGAGCAGAUUCAAUUCAUUAGAUGCAAGUCCAAAUAUUUUGGGUCUUAUUAGAGCUGUUGAAAGUAUGUAGAAAGACUCAUGCCGCGACGAUUACUUUUGCUUGUGUCUAAUCUUUCUCGCUUUGCUCGCAUUGGGAACAUCAAGAGUGGAAUCACUCAUUGUACAUUUGACAUCCGCUUUGCGUUCAAAGUUCAUGUUUCCCUGAUCUAAUUGAAUCAUUUAUGAGUCUUUCUAUUCCUA
Molecule: messenger RNA, 1669 nt
Organism: Physcomitrium patens
Lineage: Eukaryota; Viridiplantae; Streptophyta; Bryopsida; Funariales; Funariaceae
Biological process (GO): ubiquitin-dependent protein catabolic process
Cellular component (GO): SUMO-targeted ubiquitin ligase complex
Molecular function (GO): ubiquitin protein ligase activity; SUMO-ubiquitin ligase activity; SUMO binding
Source: RefSeq, a predicted model, not a curated record